AUGACAACAAACAUGGCGGCUCGGACUGGCUAAAAUCGUGCUGAACGGAAGACAGUGAAGAAUAACGGCACUAUAGGGCAUAAAAAUGGAGUAAGACGUGACAUUUACUGUAUACAAUGCGUGCAUGGCCGCUGACUACUUAGCUCAGGCUGCUCUUUUCAGAAUUGUGCUAUAACCCGGUUGACUUUAUAUAUGUUACCAGACAGUUACUGGCAAAGGACGCUGACUGUAACCCAUGUAAAACACCCACUACAGCGUCGUAUCUAGUAGCUCAAGUAUAACAAUUUCGGGUGCUCCAACAAUGGACACCAGAGAAAUCACACGUUACGCAAUGCAAAUAGAAAAACUACACAAGGAGGGCAGUUAUGAUUAUGUGUCAUCUCUGCUGGCAGACUUGAGCAGCAGUGCUGUCACCUUGGAGCAGCUGCAGACCACUGACAUUGCCAAGACUGUGUAUCAGCUUUUAAAGUCAUGUCCAGCAACUACUGUUCAGAAAACAGCGAAGGGGCUGCUCUCAAAAUGGAAGCGGCUGCACGGCUCUCAUGAACAUAAAAAUGCCAAAGGCAGUCAAAUGAAUGAACAUGAACCACCUGACAAAGGUGAAACUGAAAUAGCUCAGUCUGUUGCCAGUGAGCAGCAAGUGAACGAGCGUGAAACAGUUUUGUGCCACACAGUUGUCAGCCAAGACUCAAAUCUCCAUUCAAAUCAGCUGUCUUCUGAAGAGACUACUUUAUCACUGCAGAUAAAAGAAUGCACAACUUCUCUGAAGGCAGAGGAAGGCGAGGCUGCUGCCUCAGCACCCAAACACACUGGAGAAGAAAAUUCAAGAACUUUCUCAGUGGUUCCACCUCAACCUAGAAGUCCCACAGACUCUCCAGCUUUGAGAAGGAAGUGCACGGAGCUGCUACUCCAGGCUUUAACCCCAUCUCAGAAAACAGAUCCUGAGAGCACCAACCAGCUGUCCACCAUAGCUCAAGCCAUAGAAAGGCACGUUCAUGCUGUCCAUGGCCAGAACCAGGUCAAGUACAAGUCAUGUAUAAGAAGCAAGGUGGCCAACCUGAAGAACCCGAAGAACCCUCACCUCCGUCAGGGUCUGCUGACUGGAACCCUGGCUCCGGAGGUUUUUGCUCAGAUGUCAGUGGAGGAGAUGGCUGGUGAGGAGCUCCAGAGGUUGAGAGAGGGCUAUACAUCUGCAGCCAUCAGUGAACACCAGCUCCCCCAGAGACUGGAAGGGACGACUACCACAAAGGUGCGCUGCAAGCGCUGCCAGGGCAUGAACUGCAGGGUGACCCAAGUCCCCCGUGGGACGCUUUUCCUACCCUCUUGGGUGAGGAGUGGGAACGCAGACGAGGACGCCAUGACCUUCUUGACCUGCACUGGCUGUGGGGAGCAGUGGUACCAUAGCCGAUGGGUGUGCCUUUGAAUUAGCCUAGUGGAGACAAGGACUGGAGAUUAAUUUUUGAUGACUAAUGUUUGAAAAAAGUGUUACUGACAUAUUAUUUAAAGUAGUAGUUUGCCAAAAUAAAAAUAAUUUUAUAUUAUUGUCACAUUA
Pygocentrus nattereri (red-bellied piranha) is the source of this 1552-nucleotide messenger RNA. RefSeq names its product transcription elongation factor A N-terminal and central domain-containing protein. Bases 302 to 1423 code for a protein of 373 amino acids. The record is from RefSeq and is a predicted model, not a curated record. The transcript has a single exon. Gene Ontology annotation, cellular component: nucleus. Lineage: Eukaryota; Metazoa; Chordata; Actinopteri; Characiformes; Serrasalmidae. Gene Ontology annotation, biological process: DNA-templated transcription.